CGUCGUCGAAACAGAGGUUGACUUAGUGCCUGAGGCAGAGACGCUAAGAUAAGUAAAUAAGACGGGGCUCCUAGGUUGAUCGGUAUGUAUCCAUCACCAUCUCGGCAUUUGGUUGCUACAUUCAUUCUUGUCCUCGACUUCAUCCUCAUCCUUCUGUCGCUUAUGGUCCACACUCCUACACUCUUCAUCUACGAGGCUUCUUCAAAUCCAGUUGUAAGCGCUGUUCAGCCUCAUCAGCCAGCCUCGUGCGGUACGCGAUAAUUGCCAUUGUCGAUUCAGGGCACUACUUGCAACGCUUCAGACCGCGUCCGAUACUACCGAUACUAGAAGCUCUGACAGCAUGGCUCGAAUAUAUGACCUCCCAACUGAGACUCUGCUUGAUAUCUUCGACUAUCUUGCAUUGUCAACAUUUCGAUACGAAUACAUAGCUGCCUUACUGGUCUGCCGCCAGUGGUACCAUGCUGGCCUACCAAAUCUGUACCAGCAUAUCGCAUUGGUGUCGAGGCUGGGCGAUACAUCACAACUACCGACUUUCUACAAGAAGAAUAACGACCUUGAUCUCGUAAAAUCCAUGACCUAUCACGUUACCCAAUCACACCUAAUGGGAUUUGCAAUCAAACUUCCCAAGGCUUCCCAUAGACUGACCCAAAUGAUCAGUCUUCCGCUUCGUAUGCCAAACCUGACCAGUCUGUCUAUCAUUCAUGUGGUACAUGCUGGAAGCAAGACAUACGCCUUUCCUGGUGCCGAGCUUUUUGGAGUCUUGAAGUUACUUCCUCUUUCUGUCACCUCUCUGGAGAUAGACAUAUUAGACCGAUACAUGGACCCACAUAUGGACAAUGGACCUAGCGAAGAGCAUAUUUGCACCGCUGUUAGCCCGUUACUACUGCGUUUACGGCACUUGAGAUUGAGACCUGCUCGCUGCUGCCCUGGUCUCUUUGCUGCUUUCGAUGGCUGCUCUACUCGGCCAAUUUCACCACUCCAGACUCUUACACUGCGGACGGACUCCCGAUUGACGGGGCACAGACGACCAUAUUAUCCUCGGGUUUGCGCAAGAAAUACCACGUAUUCACAAACCGACGGCCAGGUCAAUACUCCGGGCGCUGAAUUGCCGAUACCUCAAAACUUGGCUCGAGAAGCGCAUCAUCUAUGGCAAGACGGUGCAUUCCCUCAUCUUCGUGCCGGCUAUGUCAUCGGUCAUCAACCUACAAACAACGAUGCCAAUUCAUUGCCACCCGCCACGCCGUUGUUGUUCACGGCCGGCACUACCUACGAUGCCUACAAGAUCUGGGAUUUCGUGUCCAACAGGACGCAAACGUUACCAAACCGAGCGCGUGGCGGGUCUAGUGAGCUAGUCAUGAUACGAGCCUUGAACAAUGUCGACUACUUUGGGAGUGAGGAGAGUAUUGAUAAAGCAAUCGAGCCGUGCCCCUGGAAGCAAAACACGCUUGGUUGCCGUCAACUUUCGGAGCCACUCCUUGCAUUGGACUCAGGUUUCGAAAGUCUCGGGAUGGAUACCAGUGGUCUUAUGAACCGUGACACCGCAGUCGCUCGACACGACGUGAAGUGCGCACUAUGGAACCGCGAAAGGCAAGUCGGCGCUUUUAUGAUGCAAGCUCGUCGUGUAGAAGGUCUUAACGACGACUUUUCGGUGUCAGAAGUCCUGCCUCGCGGAUGGGCCGAGUACCAGGACAGGGACGACAGCAAAUGGAGGAUCCAUUACGUCGGCACAGGCGAUUGAAUACCUCCUACUUCUUGAUACUUGUCUUGAUACAUAAAGUUCAAAUGUGCCACAGUUCA
Molecule: messenger RNA, 1797 nt
Organism: Pseudovirgaria hyperparasitica
Lineage: Eukaryota; Fungi; Ascomycota; Dothideomycetes; Acrospermales; Acrospermaceae
Exons: 1
Coding region: 341-1738 (465 amino acids)
Molecular function (GO): protein binding
Source: RefSeq, a predicted model, not a curated record